This is a messenger RNA of Sphaeramia orbicularis (orbiculate cardinalfish), 1942 nucleotides long. Its product is annotated as interferon-induced protein 44-like. Lineage: Eukaryota; Metazoa; Chordata; Actinopteri; Kurtiformes; Apogonidae. The transcript has 8 exons. Gene Ontology annotation, biological process: immune response. Bases 47 to 1549 code for a protein of 500 amino acids. The record is from RefSeq and is a predicted model, not a curated record.
UCUCAUUUGAAGGUGUGGUACUUCUCUCAGAUCGCAGACAUGAUGGAUGUGGAUACUUUCAGUUUCAUUUCUGGAUAAACGGGAGGGUUUUGAACAGCAGCACACAGUCUGGAUCUGCAGUUGUCCACAGGCUCCCCUCAUCUGGAGUAGAAGACCCCAAAGUGAACAAACACUGAGUUUUGAGACAACUGAACCUUCUACCAUGAACUCCAUGUUGACCAGGACCCAGCAGGUAACCAUCUGGAAGGAGCUGGGGACGAUCCGACUGAAGCUGCUGUACAAGGCGUCCGUCCACGGUUUUACCGCCGCAGCCUUCCACCAGCGAUGUGAUAACCAUGGCCCCACUGUGUCUGUGGGCUAUAAUAAUUCUGGUUAUGUGUUUGGAGGGUACACCAGCAAACCCUUUAGUCAGUCUGGGCAGUAUGUGAAUGAUGACAAGGCCUUUCUUUUCAACUUCAGAGGAGAAAGGCUCAACAAAUACCCAGUCACUAGUUCUGUUUAUGCAGUGAGAAUGAUAAGUACUUCUGGUCCAUAUUUUGGAGAAGCACUGGUUCUUCUCAAUGGAGGUCAAGCUGUAGUUUAUACCAACCCUGGGAGCUACUACAAUUUCACUGCUGCAGACAUGCAUGGAAACAACCUUAACCUGACUGAGUGUGAAGUCUAUGAAGUUGAGGAAACCACUGAACUUGAGAAGCCAUGGAGGAUGAUAGUUUGGGAACCUGAGCAGAGGGUGAAGCUGAUGGACAGUAUUCAGUCCUACCAGCCCAUGAACAGCUCUGUGUCCCAGUUUCGGGUUCUGCUCAUCGGACCAGUCGGAGCCGGAAAAUCCAGCUUCUUCAACUCCUUUAAGUCAGUGUUCAGAGGUCAUGUCACCAGCCAGGCCAUCGCAGGCAGCUCCACCACCAGCCUCACCACACAGUUUCGCGCCUAUUCUGUGAGAGCUGGACGAAGUGGAAAACCUCUGCCAAUCCUCCUGUGUGACACCAUGGGACUGGAGGAAAACAAAGGGGCGGGGCUUGAUAUAGAUGAUAUCAGCAGCAUCCUCAAAGGUCAUCUGCCAGAUUGUUACCAGUUCAACCCCUCUGCUCCUCUGCAAUCGGAGAGUCACGGCUACCGAAAGUGUCCGGAGCUCAAAGAUCAGAUCCACUGUGUGGUCUACGUCACUGACACCUGCAAGAUUUCCAUCCUGUCGUCUAAGGUUGAGGAGAAGCUGGAUGCCAUCCGCAGAAAAGUCAACCUCAUGGGGAUUCCUCAGCUGGUCCUGCUCACCAAAGUAGAUGAAGCAUGCCCUCUGGUGAAGGAGGAUGUGACAAACAUCUAUAAAAGCGGCUACAUCAGAGAAAUGGUGCGGGACAUCAGCGACCGGCUCGGUGUGCCCAUGUCCUGUGUGAUUCCGGUGAAGAACUACAGCGAGGAGCUGGAGCUGGACACGAGCUGUGACAUCCUGCUGCUCAGUGCUGUCAUCCAGAUGCUGCGCUGUGCUGAUGAUUACUUUGACGAGAUCAGUGACCGUCUCAGCAGCACUGAAGUCAAAGAAAAGCGUUAUUAGCAUUCCACCUUAGGCAUCUGUAAGAGCAGAACACAGCAUGUCUUUGUAAAGCAUGGUUUAGGAACAUGUUUUGGUGGAAUAUUUGUGUUGCAGCCAGUGAUAUAAACAAAGAUUUACCGUAAGGCAAACUAAAUUUGUGUCUGCCAAGUUAAUUAAAAAACAGGCUGCAUUAAGUUCAGUUUAAGUUUCAGUGUAACAGGUUUUUUCAACCAGUGUGGUCAUGGAGAAUCUAAGCAGUGUCAGUAUUACAACAAAGAGAUCACACUGGAUGUUAUUUUUCACACACCUUAAUUUUAUUUUAAGGGUUUAUAUGCUAAGCAAGUUUCUGAUAAAAGGCGUGUUCUGUUAUGUUGUAUGUUUAUGCAAUAAAAGUUCAUGGUUAUUUGUCCACUA